Molecule: messenger RNA, 1465 nt
Organism: Suillus subalutaceus
Lineage: Eukaryota; Fungi; Basidiomycota; Agaricomycetes; Boletales; Suillaceae
Product: kinase-like protein
Exons: 5
Coding region: 73-1278 (401 amino acids)
Biological process (GO): protein phosphorylation; regulation of cytokinesis; mitotic spindle organization
Cellular component (GO): spindle microtubule; chromosome passenger complex; spindle midzone
Molecular function (GO): ATP binding; protein kinase activity
Source: RefSeq, a predicted model, not a curated record
CGGCCACGCGUUUUGCCGCAUCCCUUUAACACCCGUAGCCUCUCGCUCUAAAGUAUACUUGUCCCCCGGAACAUGGCAUCAAUAGGUGCGGUCACUAAACAAAUCGCUGCCCUCGAAAUCUCCUCCAAGAAGCACCAGCAAUCUUCUCGUCCCGGCCAUUCCAAGCAGCCUUCCCAAACAAAUGUCGCUAAAUUGCUCACAAAAUAUGCCGCACCCCAUCCUCCUACAGCAAAACCCACUCGACCGUCUGCUCUCCGCAACCAAACGAACACAAAUGCUCCAGCUCAAACUAGUAAAGCGGUAACUCCUUCAGAAUCCCAGCCCCAACUUGACAUCGGCAAGUAUGAUGGUGGCCUCGAGCUAGACAAUGAGAAGAGGGGUGAAAAGGUUUUUGGAGAGGCAGCUGAAGCGCUUGCUCUUGAUUCCAGUGUCUUAGGAACACGUCCUACUCGAGAGUGGAGUCUCCCCUCAUUCGAGAUUGGUCGUCCUCUAGGAAAGGGAAAAUUCGGGCGCGUGUACAUGGUCCGCACUAAAUGCGAGCCGCAAUACAUCCUCGCCCUCAAAUGCCUGUACAAAUCCGAAAUCAUCCAGUCUCGUGUUGAGAAACAAAUUCGACGUGAAAUUGAAAUUCAACAAAACCUUCGCCAUCCAAACGUACUCCGCUUGUACGGUUACUUCCAUGACGAGAAACGCAUCUUCCUCAUGCUCGAGUUCGCCGGCAAAGGCGAGCUAUACAAGCAGCUCUCCAAGCAUGGCAGUUUUUCAGAGAAACGGAGCUCGAGGUAUAUCGACCAGAUGACAGAUGCUUUGACCUACUUGCAUGGCAAGCAUGUCAUUCAUCGAGAUAUCAAGCCGGAGAAUUUGUUGUUGGGAAUCAAUGGUGAGCUCAAGAUAGGCGACUUUGGAUGGAGCGUACACGCACCUGGCAAUAGACGCAUGACGCUAUGCGGGACGCUCGAUUACCUGCCACCUGAGAUGGUCGAGGGAAGGGAACAUAACGAGAAGGUAGAUUACUGGGCUCUGGGUGUACUAACAUAUGAGUUCUUGGUUGGGAAUCCCCCCUUUGAAGAUCGAAACAGCGUUAACGCCACUUACCGUCGAAUAGCUAAGGUCGACCUUAGAAUUCCAUCGCUCGUCUCUCCCGAUGCAAGAGACCUGAUAACACAGCUACUCAAAUAUAAUCCUGAAGAGCGUAUCCCAUUAACUGAUGUCUCACGACACCCGUGGAUAUCGAAACAUCGGCCCAAAGGGACAUCCAGAGGCGGAAGUGGGGUGUAAAUAUUGUUGAUCUUUAGCGUGUUGGUCUGGGCCUUUCGACUAACGACAUCGAACUCUAGAUAGCGGUGUAUAGUUGACCGUGCGCAAAUGGAUCCGUGCGAAGGACAAGUACGUGCGAGCGGGCUAUUGGGUCGUAAAGGAUGUUCUUUGCGAUUUACAGGCCAGUAGAAUGCAGAGCAAAAGCGAA